Molecule: messenger RNA, 5194 nt
Organism: Rubroshorea leprosula
Lineage: Eukaryota; Viridiplantae; Streptophyta; Magnoliopsida; Malvales; Dipterocarpaceae
Source: the annotation of a GenBank genome assembly
GGCUUUUGACAAAGCAACUUUGCAAUUUCUGGGAAAUCAAAGAAAUUAAGACCAACAAGCAGCGAUGAGAGAGAGAGGUAGAGAGAGAGUGAGAAGGGAGCAAGGUGGACAUCGUACAAGGGAUAGACAGUCAGCAUUGAUCUGGGAGCAAGGCGGAUCUCGUCGAAGAAACUACCAAAGGAUCAGGGAUCCGAGAGAAUUGGGGAAAACAAGGGAUGAUCAAUACCAGGGUCGAAAAAUGCAGAGAGGUGGGCCUUAUAACUGGGGUCUGUACAAACAAGCAACAACUUUUUUCUUUACCAAUGUUCCAGAUGAUUGGAGCUAUGAAGAAAUGUGGAGAACGUUCUUGAAGUUCGGCCGAGUGUAUGACAUCUAUUCUCCAAAUAGAAGGAGUAGGAACGGAAGUAGAUUUGGUUUUGUGAGGUUUCUAGGGGUGACAGACAAGAUGGAACUAGAAAGAAAGCUGAAUCAGAUCCGGGUAGGAGACCAGAAACUGUGGGUGAAUAUGCCCAAGUAUGAUGCUGAGAGGGAUGAAGGUGGGGAGAAAAGAAAAAGUUAUGGAAUGAUGAAAGUAGAUCAGAGUAGAACUUAUGCCGAAGUAGUGAAAGGAUCACAAGGGAAGGUAAUAGCAGGGGAUCAGAGUAUUCAAAGCAUGAUGGGCCAAGACAGAAACAGAAGAAAUGACAAGGAAUGUGAGAAGUAUGCAGGGAAUGACAAGCAAGGGAGUUACAGAUACAGAAGUAAACACCAGUACCGGCAAACUGCAGAUAGAAAAGUGUGGAAAGAAAGAGGAAGGGGAGAGAAAUGGGCAGGUAUGGAGUUCAACGUUAAACCUGAAGAGUAUGCCUGGAUUGAAGGCAGCUACGUUGGAAUAGCGCACUCCGUGGAGAUAGUUCGCAAUUUACAAGAAAAAUUUUUUAUGGAGGGGUAUUUUUCUUGUAAAAUUCGAGCAAUGGGAGGCAAAAUGGUACUGUUAACAGGCCAAGAUAAGGAGGAAGUGAAAGACUUAGUCGAAAUGGCUCCAGAUUGGUUAAGGCAAUGGUUUGAAGAGGUGAAGCCGUGGACACCACAGAUGACAGCAAAAGAGAGAUAUGUGUGGAUAAGGUGCCAAGGGGCUCCAGUGAAUGUCUGGGGAAGUGAUUUCUUUUCUACUAUGGGCCGUUCAUGGGGAAACUUUAUGUGCUUGGAUGACAGUACAAGCAAGAAGGAAAGGUUCGAUGUUGCAAGAUUUUUGAUUUCUACUCCAAUAAUGGAGACAAUAUCAGUUUCAAGGGAAAUCAAAAUCAAUGGAAGCCUUUAUAAGUUGAAAUUUACAGAAGAGGAAGUCACCAAUUGCUUUUUCUCCUUGAAGCAUGAUUUUAUUCCCUCCUUUAACAGUGAGUCCGAAGAUAGGGAGUCAUGGACCACCGGAACAGAGCCGGAGAGGCUUGAUGAGGAAGAUGGGUGGAGGAACGAGGAGGUUCAGUUCGGAUAUCCAGUUGAAGAAGAUGAUGACAUCAGAAGACGUAGGAAAGAGGGUGAAAGAAGUAAGCUAGAACAAACCAGCAAGGAAGCAGGGGAUGCAGAGACCGUUGGUGACAACCUGGAUGAAUUUCAAAUUUCAAAUGCAAGGGAAAGAAGCAGGACAGAUGGUGGGGCUACAGGACAGACGGUGCAGGCCUCAUCUUCGGAAAUUGGAGGAAAAUCAGGAGAAGGCAUUAACCACAAAUUGAAGCCCAGAGAUCAGCAAGUGGCAAGGCCCACCUCGCCGAAGGAAAGCCCAAGGGUAUUGGAGUCCACUAAUGUGGACGGAGCCCAAGUAGAAACAAUAAAGGAGAAUCCAGUAGCACAACAAAACAGGGUCAUUUCUGGAAGCGGAGAACCUGCAGAAGAGAAAGGCGAUGGAGAUGAAGACGCCUUCUGGAAGGGACACGAAUCAGAGAGAAGCCGAAUCGAAGUUUGGAUCGGCAAACAGCUGGAGGAGAUUAGCUCAAAAAACCGCAGAAGGAAGGUCAGAAGGUGUAGCUCGGUGUAUGGACAGCCCAGGAUCAGUGAGGCAACGGCAGGAAGAAAGAGAGGAAGAAAGAAGAAGAACUCACAGCAAAAAGAGGAGAGACCAGCUCCAACCUUCAUGCCGAACCAGGAAGGAAAGGCUGCUGGAGACUCGGUAGGGGAUAGCGAUAUCCACAACGUGAACAGGGCAUUGAAGAAGCAGUGGCAAACCCAGCUCGCAAAGGAGAUAUGGGACUUGGCGUCGCAGCUCGGAGCAGUGGCGGAGAACGACAAUGAGGUGAUUCAAAGAAUAGAGGAGAUGGAGGAUAGAGAUCAAAGAGCAAAGAGGAUGAUGGUGAUCCGAGAGGAAGAAGGCAGCAGGAAGUCGUCUACAGGCAUGUCUGGAGGUCUGAUAUGUGUCUGGGAUUCUAAAAUAUUGAAGAAGAAAGAGACGAUAGAGGGGGAUAAUUUUAUAGGGGUAUUUGGACUGUGGGGAGUGGAGGAGAUACCUGUAUACAUUUUAAAUAUUUAUUCCCCGUGUCAAAUGUCAAGAAAAAGAGCCUUAUGGGAGGAGCUGCAAGGUCUAAUAAAUAACAGGAAGGGGAUGUGGUGCUUAGCUGGGGAUUUUAAUGCUGUAAGGAGGGUGGAGGAAAGAGCUGGAUGUAAGGUGGUUUCAAAUGAAAUGAGGGAGUUUGAUGCUUUCAUCCACAACACGGAGUUGGUCGACUUACCGUUGAUAGGGAGAAAAUACACUUGGUAUAAUUCAAAUGGGCAACAAAUGAGCAGAAUUGAUAGAUUCCUGUUCUCUGAGGAAUGGAUGUCAAAGUGGAGCGAAAUUAAACAGUGGGGUUUGAAGAGAUCUGUUUCGGAUCACUGCCCUAUUGGAUGUAAGGAAGUGAUUGCGAGUGUAUGGAAUGACAGCGAAGUAAAGGGUUGGAAUGGUUUUAAACUUAAAGAAAAACUGAAAAGAACAAAGAAGGCACUGAAGGAGUGGAGUGGCAAAACCAACAGUGAGAUGGAAGGAAGAAUAAAGGAAGCAGAAAUUCUGAUCGCUUCAAUAGAUGAGAAAGGAGAGCAGCACCAGUUAUCAGAUAUUGAUAUUGAGCUAAGAAGGAACAGUUUCAUUGAAUUGUGGAAGAAUUUAAAAAUCAAGGAGAGGAUGAGUCAACAAAAAUCAAGAAAGCAGUGGCUAAAGGAAGGUGACGCGAAUACAAAAUUCUUCCAUAGAAGCAUCAAGGGAAGGCGGUACAGAAACGAAAUCAAUAGUAUCCGGAUAAAUGGGGAGCAGUAUACAGGAGUGGAGGUAAUAAAGCGAGAGGUUGCUAAGUACUUCCAAGAAUUGUUUACGGAAGAAAAGUGGAGAAGACCGAAGCUCGAUGGAAUAUGCUUUAGGCAAAUCACGCAAGCUGACAAUGAGCUCCUCACUGCUAAUUUUUCAGAACAGGAAAUUAAAGAAGCAGUAUGGAAUUGUGAUCCUUCAAAAUCCCCAGGACCAGAUGGAUUCAACUUCAGAUUCAUUAUGACAAUGUGGGAGGUUGUUAAAGAUGAUAUAAUCAACUUUGUACGGGAAUUCCAUCAACAUGGCAAGAUGGUCAGGGGGUCAAAUGCCUCUUUCAUAGUGUUAAUUCCAAAGACUGGAAAUCCACAAGCAAUAGAGGAAUUCAGACCCAUUUCGCUAAUAGGAGUCAUUUACAAGAUCAUGGCAAAGUUAUUAGCGAACCGACUACGGAAAGUGUUAUCGAAGGUGAUUGGGGAACAGCAGAUGGCUUUUAUAGAAGGAAGGCAGUUAGUAGAAGGGGCAGUGAUUGCAAAUGAGAUUCUCGACGAAGUUAAGAAGAAAAAGAAGAAGGGAUUCCUUUUUAAAGUCGAUUUCGAGAAAGCUUACGACAAAGUAAGCUGGGAUUUCAUAGACUACAUGAUGAUGAGAAUGGGAUUUUGUGCAACUUGGAGGGAAUGGAUUCAGGAGUGCUUGAACUCGAGCUCGGUCUCUAUUCUAAUUAAUGGCAGCCCGACGAAUCAAUUUCCGGUUAAUAAAGGUAUCCGUCAAGGAGAUCCUUUAUCUCCUUUUCUAUUCGUGAUUGUGGCUGAGGGGCUGAACGGAUUAAUGUCAUCGGCAGUGGAUAAGGAGAGGUAUAAAGGAGUGGGCAUUGGGAAUGGAGAUGCAAUGGUCACACACCUUCAAUUCGCGGAUGACACAAUAUUCUUUGGGGAUGCAACGGAAGACAAUAUUAGGGUGAUCAAAUGCAUUGUGAGAACAUUCGAGUUAGUCUCAGGACUGAAGAUUAAUUUCGGAAAGAGCCAGUUGAUUGGUGUGGGAGUUGAUCAGAAUUGGAGUGCUAAAAUGGCAUAUCAAUUGUGCUGCAAAGAAGGGAAAUUGCCAUUCAAGUACUUAGGAAUCCCUAUUGGCGGUAAUCAUAGAAGAAAAGCCAUGUGGCAGCCUAUGGUGGAGUCUGUGAGAAAGAAGUUAGCCAGCUGGAAGGGGAGGUAUCUAUCGAUGGGAGGCCGCAUCACGCUCAUCAAUUCAGUGCUGUCAAGCCUACCGGUGUUCUUGAUGUCUGUCUAUGUUAUCCCAAAAGGUAUAAUUCAAUCCAUUGACAAACUUCGUAAAAGCUUUUUAUGGGGUGGGAAGGGAGAGGAGAGAAAAAUAAAUUGGAUUAGUUGGGAUAGAGUAUGUAAAAAGAAAGAGGAAGGAGGGUUAGGAGUGAGGGAUUUGAGGAAAUUCAACUUGGCAUUGAUGGGCAAAUGGUGGGGAAGGCUUGCUGAAAAUAGGGAGGGCAUGUGGAAAAAAAUAAUUAUAGAGAAGUAUGGGAAGGGAGGGGGUCAUUGGCAGGAUUGGAUUGCUGAAACAAGAGGAAUAGGAUCAUCGUGGUGGAGGGAUGUGUGUGAUAUAAACACAAUGAAUGGGGGCAACUAUGGUUGGAUUAAAGAGGGUUUCGGGGUUAACAUUGGGGAGGGUAAUACUGUUAGUUUCUGGUGGGAUAGAUGGAGGGGAGAGGAGUGUCUUGCAAAUAUAUUCCCAAGAUUGUAUUUGCUAUCCACAGAGAAGAUGAAGAUGUGCAGUGAAAUGGGAAGGAGAAUCAACGGGUCAUGGGAGUGGAAUUUAUCAUGGAGGAGGAGCUUGUUUGACUGGGAAAAGGAAGAAGCAAUGGAAUUACUCACAAGAAUGGCAAAUACUCAACAAAUUCAGCUUACACAAUGUUAACCAAAAAUGAGAGGGAUGCAG